AUGGUUGAACGAUCAACUCGAAGAACCUGGGAACAGCCUGUGAGUUUUAGUUUACAUCCUGACGACUUUAGAACUGAUCAAGAUAUCAAACACGAUGCAGGAAGAUUUAAAUAUACGGAACCUAAAGAAAGCACGCGGAGGUUUAGGUGAGUGUAUUCUAUAAGGAUUGUACGUAUACAGGGUGUAUCAAAAAAUGUAAUCCAACUUUAGCGUGCUCUUGUGCGCCAUAGUUAAUAUAUAGGUCUUCUAUAUUAACUACUAUGUGUGCGCUCAAUAUAUAGACGAUAUUAUACGGCGGCGCGAAGAUAUGACUUUUGUUUUCGAGUGUGUUGAAAACAAUAUUUUACGAACGAGCGCAGUAAAAUAUUGUUUUUAACACGAGAAGAUAAAAGUCAUAUCUUCAAGCCACUGUGUAAUGUUCUGUUUAUUAUAUAUUCCCAAGCAAAAAAUUGUGAAAUUUCACGCUCAAAAGCAAAUUGGAAAAAAGUCAGGUGAAGAUAUCUUCACUAGUGAAGAUAUGGAAAAUAUCUCACUGUGUCAUGUGAUCGAUAUCUUCACUAGUGAAGAUAUGGAAAAUAUCUCACUGUGUAUUUUUCAGUAUCUCACUCUCUACUAUAUAAUAAAAUAUUGUAUGGAUUACCCUCAACUUACUUAGAGAAACAGCUAUGAUCAAUUCAGCAUGCAAUAAGAUGCAGCUACCCGCAUAGGCGUAGACUAACAUUUUCCACAUUCGUAAUAACUAGUAAUCAAGCGGAAAAGGAUGACAUGGUUGACUUGUUGCCAGUAAAGACUGUUGCUCACGAAGGACAUGGAUAUACAAAACAUGAACACCAUUCACAUCGUAAUUAUGAUGGCGAGGACAGUCUGGUCUGUGCUUACUGUAACCAACUGUAUAAGAAAGGUGAUUAA
Messenger RNA from Paramuricea clavata, 909 nucleotides. The record is from the annotation of a GenBank genome assembly. Lineage: Eukaryota; Metazoa; Cnidaria; Anthozoa; Malacalcyonacea; Plexauridae.